CCAUUCAUUCAGUCUCCAACAUUUCCGACCUCCAUCAGUCCUUCGCGGUGCGCCGCAUCCACUACCCGUGCUGCAGCUUCUCAUCCCGGCGUCUCUCUCUGAGCCUAGUUGGUCUGACUGAGUCUGUGGAGUUUCAGGGUGAAAACAUGAGUCCUGGUUCCCGGAGCUGGUCUUGGUUCCUGCCGUGCAUAGUGAGCCUGAUCGCCCUGAGCCGGGCUCUGGAGCUGGAAGAGCUGUUUGAGUUUGGAGAAGAAGCCGGAGACCUGCAGCUGUCGCCGGGUUCCGACUCCUCCGCCGCGCUGCCUCUGAACCGGUCCAUGUUCUUCUUCACGGGGACUUUUGACCAAGUUUAUAUAAACACCAAUGGGUUUGUGGCUGUUGAGUCCCCUCCUGAUGAGAAGGAAUAUUUGGGGAAGAUGCCUGGCAGUUUCAAAAUGAUAGCAGCUCUGCUGGGAGACCUGGACAACAGUGAUGGACAGGGACAAGUCCACUUCAGGAAGGACAACAGCCUGGACAUACUGAGUCGAGCUGCUGAGCACAUCAGACAAGCUUUCCCCAGAGAGAAAGAAGUGGAGCUCACCCAAGUCUUCAUCAUCACCUGGGAGAACCUGGUGGCCCAGGGAACGUCCGGACGAGGGGACGGGCUGGAUGCCAAGAGAAACACCUUCCAGCUUGUCGUAGCCUUGACCAAGUCCACUUCCUACGCCAUUCUGUUGUAUCCCAAAAAUGGCCUGCAAUUCCUCUCCACGUCAGUAGGGGAGGAGAAUAAGCUGCUAGAGGCCGGCUUCAAUGAAGGCAGCACUGCUGGCUGGUUCUGGAACACAAAACAGGGGACGUACUUCCGCAUCACUACCAAUGAAGAGACCUCCAUCCGGGAGCUUACCACAAAGACAAAUUCUGCAAGGAAUGGAGUUUGGGUGUACAAGAUUGGCCCCUCAUCAGCAUUUAUUACCAUUGAACCAGGAAUGACCACUAGUUCCCCUGAGGACACCACCAAACCUCCUGUUACCAUGUUGCCAAGGCAAACAGAUGAACCACAUGAGCUGGACUUUACAACCUAUAGAUACCAAGUGGUAAGGACAACUGAUGCAGUUCCAGAGGAUAAGGAUGAAUUUCCAACAAGAAUCCCCACUGGAGACCAAUCCAGUGACCCAGAGGCUAAGACUGUCUCACCAGGUUAUACUGAGCAGGAAUACCCCGAGCCAGAGACUAUCACACCAAUGCCCACCAGCCUUGAAAACAUUCAACAGCAGUACCCGGACCAGUCUGGGUCAAGAUACCACACUCCAGAGAGUUUGCAACCAUUUAAGAACAUAACUGAAUCACAACAGGCUCCAGUUGACCCAAGGUACCCUGACUCUGAUGUGGAUGAACCGCAUUACACCAGCCGUGAACCUGCUCAACCAGUGCGGCCUCGUUCACGUCCACAGCACCCCCAGAUUGUUGUGGUGGAUGAAGAUCUGGAUGUGGAUGUAUUUGCAUACAAUUUGGAGACAUGUGCCCGCAACAGGAACAAAUGCUCGGCUUUUGCUGACUGCCGAGAUUACAGCAAUGGCUACUGCUGCCAAUGUAGACCUGGUUUCUAUGGCAAUGGAAAAGAUUGUGUUGCAGAAGGUAAACCCCAGAGGAUGAAUGGAAAGUUAAAUGGUCGCGUGUUUGUGGGGGGCUCACCAGUUGAGCUUGAUAACAAAGAUUUGCACGCAUACGUGGUGGCUAAUGAUGGAAGAGCCUAUGUUGCCAUCAGCAGCAUCCCAGACAGCGUGGGCCCCUCCCUGCAACCACUGUCCUCUCUCGGGGGCAUCAUUGGAUGGGCCUUUGCUCUGCAGCAGCCUGGAUACCAGAACGGAUUCAGUCUCAUUGGAGGAGUGUUUUCCCGGCAGGCUGAUGUGGUCUUUCAGCCUGGUAAUGAACGACUGAUCAUCAAGCAACAGUUCAAAGGAAUCGAUGAGCACGACCAUUUGGUAGUGAGCACAGAGCUGGAAGGACGUCUGCCAGUCAUCCCACAGGGAUACUCUGUCCAGAUAAACCCGUACAAGGAGAUCUACCAGUAUGACAAAAACUUGAUCACUUCCUCCUCCAGCCGCGACUACACCAUCAUCUCCCCUGACGGCAAUGCUCAGACCAGAAGCUACCAGUGGCGUCAAACCAUCACCUUCCAGAGCUGCCCACAUGAUGAGGCCACCAGUGUGGCCCAGUCCACCCAGCAACUCAGUGUGGACCAGAUCUUUGUAAUGUUUGAUGCUCAAAACCAUCUGAUCCGCUACGCCAUGACCAACAAGAUUGGCUCAGUCCACAACGAUCCUCCGGAGCAGAACCCCUGUUUCACGGGCCGUCAUGGCUGUGACAUCAGCGCUGCGUGCAGACCUGGGGAAGGCCUCCAGUUCAGCUGUGAAUGUACAACUGGUUUCAUUGGAGAUGGUCGCUACUGUGUUGAUAUGGAUGAGUGUCAGGAGACUCCUCGGGUCUGUGGACCCAACGCUGUCUGCAGUAAUCAGCCUGGAACUUUCCGCUGCGAAUGCUCCACUGGCUUUGUGUUCGCCAGCGAUGGAAAGACCUGUAUUGAGGAGAACCGCCCGGUGGAUCACUGCCAGAGAGGAAGUCAUGACUGUGACGUUGCAGAGAGAGCACGGUGCAGCUACAGCGGAGGAUCGGCCUACACGUGCUCCUGUCUGCCAGGUUUCCAUGGUGACGGCCGACUGUGUCAUGAUGUAGAUGAUUGUCAGCAGGAUCCAUGCCACCGCGAGGCUCUCUGCUCCAACACACAGGGUUCCUUCAUCUGCCAGUGUCGUCCAGGUUACCAGGGAGACGGCUUCCAGUGCAGUCCUGCAUCGUCAGAGCGUGAGAGGACACCGUGUGAGCUGCAGAGAGAGAAAGCCCAGGCUGCCAGCUCCUCUGGUUCUGGGUUAUUCUCUUUCUUCCGUCCUCGGCCGACACCGUACACCCCACAGUGUGACCAACAUGGAGCCUUUGAACCAACGCAAUGCCACACCAGCAUUGGACAGUGUUGGUGUGUGGACGCCAAGGGCCUGGAGAUCCCCAACACCCGCACCGGACCCGGCAGUACUCCUCUGUGCAUCAACCAGGCUGUGACUCCCUCUCCAUCGGGUCCGACCCCACGGCCCGACGUCCACCCCGUCGCUCCGGGAACCCAUCUGCUGUUCGCUCAGAGUGGGAGAAUCGAACAUGUCCCGCUGGAUGGCUACAGGAUGAAGAAAGAAGAGGCCAAACCUCUGCUUCACCUCCCCGACCGCGUGGUGAUCGCUGUGGCCUUCGACUGCGUGGAGAGGAUGAUUUACUGGACAGACAUAACUGGACCAGCGAUCAGCAAGGCCAGUCUGGAUGGAGGAGACAUUGUCCCGCUCAUCACUAAAGAGCUGCAGAGUCCUGAAGGCAUCGCCAUUGACCACGUGGCCCGGCUCGUCUUCUGGACCGACUCCAUGCGGGACACCAUAGAGGUCUCUAAGCUGGACGGCAGCCAGCGCCGAGUCCUGUUUGACACCGAUCUGGUCAACCCUCGACCCAUCGUCACCAACCCAGCAUACGGGCGACUCUACUGGGCAGACUGGAACAGAGACGGGCCUAAAAUCGAGAUGUCCAACAUGGACGGAACAGAUCGGAGCAUCCUGGUCAAAGAUGACCUAGGGCUUCCUAACGGUUUGACUUUUGACUUGGAUAACCAGCAGCUCUGCUGGGCAGACGCAGGGACACGGAGGGUGGAGUGUAUGGAUCCUCACCGGCAGCUGCGGAGGCAGAUAGCUGAAGGGAUCCAGUAUCCGUUUGCUCUGGUCUCCUUUGGAAGGAGCCUCUACUACAGUGACUGGAGGAGGGAGGCCAUUGUUGCCGUGGACCGUCACUCAGAGAAAGAGACCGACGAGUUUCUGCCACAGAGACGCUCCCGACUCUAUGGCAUCACCACGACAUCGACACAGUGUCAGCAAGUUUAUAACUACUGCUCCGACAAUGGCGGCUGUUCCCACCUGUGUCUUCCACGGCUCGGAGGCUUUAGCUGUCGCUGUCCGGACACCGCUGAUGGUCGGUGUGUGGAACGGAAUUUGUGAGGGCGCAGAAUGCCCCAUCACCACCACCACCAGCUGCUGCUGCAAGGAAAUAAACACACCUUAUUGGCUUUUUUUACUUGAAAAGAACUCAGAUCAUUUUAGAGGUCUUCUGUGUUUUCAUCCAGUCUUAGCUCACGUAUUUAUGAUGUCAUACUUCAGGUGGGAUGAGUCACUUCCUGUUACUGUUAAAAGUCAGAUGGUUUAUUUAUCAAUCUGUGACCAGAACUCCUGCAUCAAGAGUUUCAGAAACAUGAAUGCAGGUUUGUUUGCUUGUUUUUUUUGUUUGUUUGUUUUUUUAGGUGGCAGAUGACUGGGCAGGCAAUAAAUAAACAAAUAAACAAUAUACAUUUGAAAAUUUACUUAAAAAAUCAACUUCAUAUUGAUUCUAAGAUUUUUUGUGCCUUUUCUGACCUCCCUGAUGCUUCUACCAGAUGUGGUCUUUGAUGCGAUGAAACAGUCCAGUGUUUUUGUAGCUGUGAACAAAGUUCCCAAAGGUCUUAAAAUGUUUAACAUUUUUUUAAAAAAAAGCUUGUCAGGUUUAUGAUUUUUUUCUCGUAUAUUUGUGUAUUCUGUGCAGUUAAAUGUGAAGAAUCUCUUCAGGAUUUCCAGACUUGGCUUUUUACUUCUUGUUCUCUAAUGCAGUAGAAAAGUCCUCAGAUUUCAUCUUCUGAAAGUCUUCUUCACCUCUAACCAGUUGGUGGGGAGUUUCUGCUUCUAUUCACACCUUAACGUCACAUGAUGUCACCGACUCACCUGAUCAACCUGUUCAGGCCAUUUCACCAAAAAAAGAAAGUCAAGGCUGCACUGAGACCCAGUUUAAGAUCCAAUUUUAGCUGUAAAACCUGUUUCAGGACCUCCUAGCACCAGUUCACACACUGCAAAAAUGCUCCAUCUUCAUAUAAAGGAAAAAAAAACACUUAGAUGAAAAGACUGUGAGUUAAUCUGACAGUGCAGUUACAUAUUUACUCCUGGGAAGAUUUCCUGAAAUAGAAAAAAAAAAUCCAGGCAAGUGGUGAAAAUCUCAUUUUAGGUUUAUGUUUAAAAAAAGAAGAAAAAAAAGCUACUAGCCCAGGAGAAACUGAACUAGAUGAAUCUUCUGAGUUGAAUAUUUGCCUAUGAGGCAGUGCACACGGCACAGCUGAUCGUGGCUCUGGUGGAAAAGUGGGUUGAUCAAUAACUGGAAGGUUGAUCAUUUGAUUCCUGCCAACUGUGAAUGGUGCAAACUGGCAUGAGUUUAGGUUCUAAUCAAGUAUUAUUGAUUUAAUUUGGUGUUAAAUCUUUGUCUUAUUUUUAAGAGAAUUAGACUACUGACAGCAAAAAGGAAUCAUCUUGUUUAGUUUCCCUUUUUUAAGAUCUUGAGUGAGUCAUGUGAAUGUUCCUUUAACGUUUAUAAGCCACAACUCCCUACAAACUGGUUAGGAGUGAAGACACCUUUCGGAUAAUGGUGCAGUUGUUCUUUAGCUCUUAGGAUUACCAUGACCGGGAUGACUGAGGAUCUGCACCAGUCUAAGUCUGCCGUGGUGAUGGAGGACUUCUCUGUUUUAUUAUAAACCAUUUAAAGCCAUAAGAUGUGAAACUACCAGAGCCAUUUCUUUUGUUUUAUGAUGUAAAUAACAGUUAAUGGAACAAUAUUAAUGAGCUAGAAAAAAGAAAAACAACAAAAACAGCUAUAUAAUCUUGGUUAAUUAUAUUUUGGAUGAUCAUUUAUAAAUUAAGCUUUUCAGGUGAAAUGUUAUCUCUGCCGAUAAGAAAUUCUCCUUUAUGACACGAUUUUUUCUGUCCUGUGACUGAUGAGCUCAGUUGGGUUUCAAUGGUUGCGAUUUUAUUAAAACUCCCUCAUUUGCUUUAAAACUCACACUAUCUUUUUAUAUGAACUUGUAAAUAAUGACCUUAUAUGCAGAUGAUGUACUCUUUUCUUUGUAUUUACUAAUGUUAGCCCGGGUUUUACCUGAUGAUGAUGACUGUGAAGGUGCAGGUCAUAUCCAGAGACCAUGUUCAUGUAUGUAGGGAAAAAAAUCCACUUCAAUUUUACUAGAACCAGUUGGUUUUAAACUCUUUAGGUUUUUUUUAGGAAACUCGACUCAAGUUGUUUUCAGGAAAUGGACAAAGUUCAGCUUCAGUUUCAUAAGAACUGAAUAAAACUGGCAAUGUGGAUUUAUCACAUGACCAUGCUAGAUGCUUCCAUGUAGAUCCCUCCUUUGUCAGGAUUGUUGCAGUGUGGAGAAUAACUCUUGUUAUCUGUGCCUGCAGUCCUGCUGGCUGCUCUCAUGCGUCAUCUCAGGUUUGUUAGCAGGAAAUGCUCUGUAUCUACUGACCAUUAAACACAGAUGUCACAUUUAAAGCCUGUCCAGCCUUAAUAAAACCAGUUUUUAACCGAUCAGAUCUCUGUUUCA
Melanotaenia boesemani (Boeseman's rainbowfish) is the source of this 6451-nucleotide messenger RNA. Its product is annotated as nidogen-1-like. Bases 147 to 4058 code for a protein of 1303 amino acids. The record is from RefSeq and is a predicted model, not a curated record. Lineage: Eukaryota; Metazoa; Chordata; Actinopteri; Atheriniformes; Melanotaeniidae. The transcript has 20 exons. Gene Ontology annotation, biological process: cell-matrix adhesion. Gene Ontology annotation, molecular function: calcium ion binding.